Messenger RNA from Tetrahymena thermophila SB210, 336 nucleotides. RefSeq lists its product as hypothetical. NCBI's taxonomy places the organism in Eukaryota, Ciliophora, Oligohymenophorea, Hymenostomatida, Tetrahymenidae. The record is from RefSeq and is a predicted model, not a curated record. The transcript has a single exon.
AUGAAAUAAAUCACAAUUAUUUUUAUACUUUUAGCUAUUUUAACUACUAUACAAGCUGAUUCUGCUACUACAUGUGUGGAAAAUAAUACUAUGCCCUGUCAAAAAACUGAUCAAUAAUGCUUGGUUGAUUUUUCUAGUUAUAAUGCAUGUCUUGGAACAAAUAAUUGCGCUUAGAAAGUAAGUAAUAAUUCAGCUUAUGCUUAGUGCAUAUAAAAGUGUCCAACUUCAAACCAAAUAGUUUAGAAUUAUAUUAAUACAUUGCUUAAAUGUCUUUCAAGCUCAAGAAUUUAAACUUUUACUUUUGUUUUAAUAUUAGUUUAUUCAUUACUAUAUUGA